Messenger RNA from Penicillium atrosanguineum, 1596 nucleotides. RefSeq names its product putative triacylglycerol lipase (LipA). The record is from RefSeq and is a predicted model, not a curated record. Bases 1 to 1596 code for a protein of 531 amino acids. Lineage: Eukaryota; Fungi; Ascomycota; Eurotiomycetes; Eurotiales; Aspergillaceae. The transcript has 9 exons.
AUGCUCCUCUUACCCAUAUGCGUCUUAGCCACCCUCGCCCAUUCCACCCCUCUCUCAAAAACAACCACCAACCCCCCAACAGCAACUCUAUCAAAGACAGUCUUCAUUGGUAGAACCUUGCCCGAAUUUAACCAAGACCUCUUCCUUGGCAUAAAAUACGCCGACAAACCAACCCGCUUCACACCAUCCUCACUCAAAACCACAUAUGCCUCCAACGAUAGUAACUCCGGAGCCUAUGAUCUUUCAGUCGGAGGGUUCACGUCUUAUAAUCAUGUGUACUACAACGCAUCAGAAUACGGAUAUGACUGCCCAGCAUAUGGAUCUGAUACGACAACUCUUGUUAAUCAAGGCUUGGCUCGGUUGGAUGAGGAUUGGGGAGUGGGGAGAGAUUGCCGGUUAUGUUGUGGAUUUAUGGGGGUGGGUGGCAGCAGGGGGGCGACUGCUGAUCCGAGGUACAAUAUGAGCUAUAUCAUUCAACAGGGUGCCUUAAAUGGUAAACCAGUGCUUGGUGUGUCCAUUAAUUAUCGCAUGGCUGCAUUUGGGUUCUUGGAUUCAGAGGAAGUGCGUGCCGAGGGAAAUACCAAUCUCGCCCUAAGGGAUCAACGUACGGCUAUGCAUUGGGUGAAGAAGCAUAUCGAGGCAUUUGGCGGCGACCCGGAUCGGAUCACCAUCUGGGGCGAGUCUGCCAAUCAUGGAAUCCGGCAACGCCGUCGGGCCCCCAUACAACGGCACCUCAUGGCAUCAACCAAUGUACGACCGACUCAUCGAGCGCGCAGGUCCAGCUGCACAAACGCCACAAACACCUUACAAUGCCUCCGCGACCUCCCCUACUCGACAAUCUAUAACGUGGCCUACGAGGGUCUAGAGUGGUUCGCCACAAUCGACAACAUCUUCAUCUCCCAAUAUCCCCAGAUCAGCUAUAAAGAAGGGAAGCUCGCCAAAGUGCCUAUUCUAUUAGGAACGAAUACAGACGAAGGAACUAGUUUCGGUACGACAGGGACGAAUACGGGUGAGGAGUGUAUCGAGCAAUUGACUUUGUCUAAACGCUGGGUCCUCGACCGUACUGAAGCUACCGAGAUUCUCUCACAGUAUCCCAAUAUCCCGGCCCUAGGGUGUCCCUACGGGUGGGGCAAUACUACCUGGCCGUCCCUAGGACUGCAGUAUAAACGCUAUGAAUCCAUAGCGGGUGAUCUGGCGAUGUUCGCGCCGCGCCGGAUGCUAGCGGACACCAUGGCUAAAUUCGAGAAUGUAUAUUCGUAUCGAUGGGAUGUCGCGGCGCUGAAUACUAGCACGACGAUUGGAGUGCAGCAUUUCGCAGAGAUCCCGUUCGUCUUCGCGAACCCGGUGCAGAAUAUCACAGCACUCGGAUCCGAUCCGACGAGAUUGGAAUUGGGGCAAUUGGCGGCGAGAAUGUGGACUUCUUUUGUGACGAAUUUGGAUCCGAAUGGCCAUGGAGUAUCGCACGUUCCCCAAUGGCCGGAAUAUUCCUCCAAGAUAACGAACUUCGUCUUCCGCCUUCCACGCAAGGACAGCUAUAUCGAGGAUGAUACGUAUCGCGCGACCGGAAUUGAUGUUAUCAAUAGUAUCGCUCGAUGA